Messenger RNA from Drosophila takahashii, 1764 nucleotides. RefSeq names its product protein 5NUC. Gene Ontology annotation, biological process: AMP catabolic process. Gene Ontology annotation, cellular component: plasma membrane. Gene Ontology annotation, molecular function: hydrolase activity. The record is from RefSeq and is a predicted model, not a curated record. NCBI's taxonomy places the organism in Eukaryota, Metazoa, Arthropoda, Insecta, Diptera, Drosophilidae.
AUGGUUAAAGCUACUCUGCAGUGGACUCUUGUCCUUUUGCUGGUGCUGAUAUUUCCGGAUUGGAUACGUGGUCUCAAAAUCACCCUUCUCCACACCAAUGAUAUGCACUCCUGGUAUGAUCCUAUUUCCAGUAAAGGUGGAAAAUGCAAAGCUGGCGAUGAUGAGCAGGGUUUCUGCUUCGGGGGAUUUGCAAGGGUGGCUGCCGUGGUUGAGGCAGCCAGGAAGGCAGGGACUGAUUCAGUUCUCUAUUUAAACGGUGGCGAUUCCUUUCAGGGAACUCCCUGGUUCUCCGUUUAUCGAGGGAAAAUGGUAGCCCAAAUGCUUAAUUUUUUAGCUCCCGAUGCCAUGACCCUUGGAGUUCAUGAGCUUGACGAUGGAACCGAUGCCUUUGCCGAGUUUUUGGAUAUUAUUAAUUUCCCUGUGGUUAGUUGCAAUAUAAAUCUGAAGGGUGAACCCAAACUGGCCGAGAAUAGUAAAUUGGUAACAUCCACGGUUAUCACAAAGGGUAAAAAUAAGAUUGGCAUUGUGGGCUAUAUAAGGCCGGAUACCAAGGAGCGAACUCAGCCGAAUAAUGUGAUAUACAAACAGGAGGUGCCGGCAAUCAAUAAAGAAACCAAGAAACUGGUGGAUCAGGGAGUGAAUAUCAUCAUUGCCUUGGGGCAUUCGGGAUAUGAUAAGGAUAAGGAGAUAGCCAGGCGUUGUCCGGAUGUGGAUGUUGUGGUGGGUGGCCAAUCGCACACCUUUCUUUAUACCGGAAAAGUGCCUAGCAAAGAAAAUUCGGAGGGUCCCUAUCCCACAAUUGUGGUGAAACCUGAUGGCCGGAAAGUCCCAGUGGUUCAGGCCUAUGCUUAUACGAAAUAUCUGGGAAAUCUAUCACUGGAAUUCGACAAUGGUGGAAACCUUCUCAGUUUCAAGGGAAGUCCAAUUUUACUGGACAAUCGCUUUAAGCCUAGAAAGGAUGUUCUGGAAUUUCUUGAUCAGCACCGCCAGGUGAUCGAAGAUAUGGAACGCCAUGUGGUGGGUACAACCUCGGUUUAUUUGAAUGGCGAUAGAAGAAGCUGCGGUUUUGGCGAGUGCAACUUUGGUAACAUUAUAGCAGAUAGCUUUGUUUAUGCCCGAGUGCUGGAGACCAUGCCGGAUAGAAGAACUUGGACAGAUGCUCCCAUAGGACUAAUCAAUGCGGGUGCCAUUAGAGCCUCCAUUGAUCCCGGGGAAACGGGUGCCAUUACAGAGGCCGAUGUGAUGACUGUACUUCCUUUCAGUCACGAAAUGUUCUACACCAGGAUCAGUGGCAGCCAACUGAUGAAGGCCCUGGAGCACUCCCUUCAAUUGCGCAGCAAACAGAUGUCCAGUUCCUACCUUCAGAUGUCCGGAAUCCGAAUGAAGUUCAACCACAGCCGUCCGAAGGGCGAGAGGAUCACCGAGAUCAGGGCCCUGUGCUCUGCCUGCCAGAUUCCCCAUUACGAGCCUGUGGAAACGGAUAAGUAUUACGGAAUAGUUCUCACCUCCUUUCUGUUAAACGGCGGCGAGGGCUACAGCUUCAUCGAUCCCAAGCGGCCGGAAGUGCAGAAUCUGAGCAUCCUCGAUCGCAAUGCGGUUAUCCGGUAUCUGCAGGAGCACAAGGUCAUCUAUCCGGAACGGGAGGAACGCCAGGCUCCGCAGGAGAAGCACUUGUCCAACUCGAGUUCGAAAUGUUUGAUAGAAACCUUCUUUUUCCUACUCUACCUUUUGUACUUUCGUAACCUCCGAGUUCUCGGUGGUUAA